GUAUGCCAUCAUCGUGGCUGACAUCGCCAACAUUUCCAUUCAGUUGUGCGAGUUCAAAGUCUUGUGUUCGCACGCAUUCAUGCAGGUGGUGCUUUGCCUCGGAGUGGUCACGUGCGUUUUGCUCGUUUUUGCCUUCGCCAUCUCCAGCAUGACCCGGGAG
Messenger RNA from Cladocopium goreaui, 160 nucleotides. Lineage: Eukaryota; Dinophyceae; Suessiales; Symbiodiniaceae. The record is from the annotation of a GenBank genome assembly.